AUGGUGAGCUCUCCGAAAUCCAAAAGGAAGCUCGGUCGUGAUGCUUCUAUCAGCCCUCCACCAUUGCGAAGGAAGCUCCAGUCCAAUACAACACAAACCGCUGUUGCGUCCUUCUUCACCCCUGCUUCCCAGAAACCUCCCGAGAAAAUCGUGUGGCAAGAGCGCGCGCCGAAUGAUGACACACCAAGCACGCUCGUCGUCGGUAAAUACCAGGCUCCGGAUAGCUCCUCGUCAUGCUCGAAGUCUAUCGCUGGCAACAGCAAGAGGUACAAAAUUGCAGCUUUUGACUUUGACUCGACUCUCAUCUCAACUGCAUCGGGCAAAAAACACGCCACAGAUGCGAAAGACUGGAAAUGGUGGCACGCGUCUGUUCCGGAAAAGCUACGGAAAUUAUACACGGACGAGGGUUUUCGGGUCGUAAUCGUUAGUAACCAAGGAGGAAUUUCCCUGAAAGCCGAUGCCAAAGCUCCGAAGGCUCAUCUUUCCAGGUUGGUGUCGUUCAAAUCCAAGGUUUCGGUUGUGUUAGGUCAGCUGGACAUUCCCCUGAGUAUCUAUGCUGCUACUGGAAAAGACAUCUAUCGGAAGCCAAGACCGGGUAUGUGGACGGAGAUACUCCAAGACUACGACAUCAGCCCAGAUUUUGUUGAUCAUGACAACUCGAUUUUCGUCGGCGAUGCUGGCGGUCGUGAUGCAUCCAACGGUCAGCCAAAAGACUUCUCGUGCUCCGACCGGAACUUUGCUCGUAACAUCGGGGUUAAGUUCUACACUCCGGAGGAAUUCUUUCUCGGAGAAGCACCGCGCCCUUUUACUCGUCCAUUCGAUCCUGCCGACUACGUCGACCUGUCUCCUGCUCAAGUUUCCGAACCCUAUGAAAAGAAGCACGACUGCGACAUUGUCUUGUUCUGUGGCAGUCCAGGCGCUGGAAAGUCGACUUUCUUCUUUAGAAAUCUUGAACAUCUUGGCUACACCAGAAUCAAUCAAGACAUUCUAAAAACGCGAGAGAAGUGUCUCAAGGCAGCGGCAGUGUGUCUCGCAGAAGGGAAAUCUGUAGCUAUUGACAACACGAAUGCAUGUCCCGAAGUUCGGAAGAAAUGGAUCGAAUUGGCUGCUAAGCAUGCUGUACCAAUUCGUUGCGUGUUGUUCACAGCAGCAUCUCAGAUUUGUGAACACAACGAUGCCGUGCGAGCUCUGAACGAUGUGAUGAACCCAGAAAAACGAACGAUCCUCCCCAGCAUGGCAUUCAAGGGGUUCGGGUCCCGGUACCGACGUCCACAGGUCGACGAGGGAUUCGAGGAUAUCACGGAGGUGCCAUUCACGUUCAUCGGGAAUGAGGCCGAACGACAAAUUUGGACUCGACAUUGGAUUUGA
Messenger RNA from Drepanopeziza brunnea f. sp. 'multigermtubi' MB_m1, 1368 nucleotides. The record is from RefSeq and is a predicted model, not a curated record. Lineage: Eukaryota; Fungi; Ascomycota; Leotiomycetes; Helotiales; Drepanopezizaceae.